UACCUUGCAGGGGACUGAGCUUGUGAUCUUCAUGAACAGCAAGUAAAGAUCGCUAUGGAAACAUGUCGUCCACAUGGGAGAACUGGAAGCACCACAGGCACAAAUGUAAAGAAGGAGUCAAGUGAUUUCCAUGGUAACACCAUCAGCAAUGGCAGAUACCGUAUUGGUAGUAGUGCAGAUGAGGAACAGAGAACUGGGGAAACACUUGAGGAAUACCUUGAGAGGGAGGAAACAUUGAAUGGUAAUAACUGUCACAGUAGCUCCAGGUCUACAUUCCGUAGUGGUUCAGAAAUGACCAGUGAUUCUGAUUUCAUUGAAGAGAGACGCAACUCUGCUCAGUCCGAUACCGAUGUCUUCUUUCCUUCCAUGGAGCCGGAAAUCGAUGAACAGAAACGCAUCCUAGACCAAAAGAGACGGGAGCUGCCACCCAGCCACCGUUCAUGGAAACGCGUUGCAGAUUACGUCAACGCUCUCCCAAUCAUUCCAGAGCCACCGAUACAAGGAGAGGUUCAGAACAAGAACAUCGGUCAGGCAAAAAGGCAACGGAUCUGGUCUGAGGUUUAUGACAGACGGAGAGAUUUCACUCAGUCUGGGAGUCUUAGCUUUGCAGAGGGGAUGACAUCACAGAAACGUGUCCCAAGUACUUCAAGUUCCAAUUUGUCCAUGCUGUCCAGCCUCUCCAGUCUUUCUGGAAGCUUUGCAUGGUUUGAAUCAGGGGACGAUGCUGACAAGACAUUGUUGCCACUACCAGAAAAACAGUCCUCACACCCCUUGACACAGCAACGACAACACUCCACACAACCAACAUCUCCUGCAGAACAGAAUCAAAAAGCAAUGUCAAUGAAAUAUGGCUGGAAUGAGAAUAACAGGACUCUGCAUGCAGUUAAACUUCCACUUAAACCAAAGGGUAAGGAGGAACUCUUGAAGAGAUUGAUUUAAUGCAAUUCUUUCCUUUCAUUUCAGUUAUUUUUAUUAUUAUCUCACUGCGAGCUGUGAAGUGGGUUGUGGUUACACAAUAAAUAAUUUCAUCUUAAUAUCACCCAUCUUUUCAGUCAUGGCAAUUACAUUCGCUGUUGAAAUAUAUUUUUCAUGCAAAGCCAAUAAUAGUGGAUGCAUUAACACCAAACAGGAAGACAAAGAUAUAUUUAUUUAUCUAUCUAUUCACGUUUCUUUAAAAGACAGGGUUGUCCCAUUCAAGCCAAAUGGCCUGCUUUACAAGGGAGCCCUGUCAAAAUGUACAUACAUGAUAAACAUAACAAAUACAGAAAUAAAAACAGUGAAUGAAAAAAAAUAAAGACAACGCUCUUCAUAGAAAAAAAAAAUCAUAAAUUAAAUGAGUAUAUAACAAGGAAAAUAAUAUGUAAACACAAAGACAAAGCAUGAUGAGAAAAAAUCAUAACAAGCAAUGAAAAAAAAAGAACAUGAUAAGACAGUGGUCAUUAUGGUUUAAUUUGUUCAAUGGAUCUGGUGUUGCCUAAAGGCGUCUUUUGAAGAUUUGGAGGGAAGGGGAUGUUUGAAUAUGAAGUGGUACAUGUAGGGAGUUGAAAAGUUUGGUUUAUCUAUGACCAAUUGACCAAAAUAUGAUAUUUUUUUCAAUAAAGAAAAAGUGGCAUGCCAGGUUUUCCUAAAAACCAUCUUACCGAAUAAAAAACACUUGUAACCCUUCUUCUUUGCCAUCUGUAUGCCUUUACAUAUUAUUCUAAUCCCAAUUGAGCUUCUGAAAUAAGAUAUCACUUUUCCACUGUUCAAAGUACAUACAUUACACUCGGAACAUAAUUAUAAAUUGUUUUGGAAUAAUUUUAUUCAGAACACAAACACUUGAAAAUGAUAUUCAGUAUUAUUUUAUAGAAAAAUUGUUCUGCAGUGAUAUUAAUUUUUCAAUGCUCUAUAAACUAGUAAGUCUUUGUGGGCGUAGCUGUAUCGGUCAUGUUAUCUGCAGUCCCUGCAAUAAGAAUCACAAGUUUUCUGCAAAGUAACACAAAUUAUUCAAAUUAAUCACCUUUUCCAAACUAUGUAAAUGGUAAUUUUGGGGGCAUUGUGGUGUAGUGGUUACGACUCUGGUCUUUCGAUCAGAGGGACGUGGGUUCGAUUCCCAGCCAUUGCAUGUUUUCCUUCAGCAAGAAAUUUACCCACAUUGUGCUGCUCUCAACCGAAGUGAGGUGAAUGGGCACCCGGUAGGAUUUAUUCCUUGAACGCUUUAGUGCCUAUACGGUGGCUCAUCUCCAGCCGGGUAAUAAUAUGAUACCAAGUAUGAAGCGCAGUGGAGUGUAAUGCAAUUAUAGUAGCUGCGCUAUACAAAUUAUUAUUAAUUUAGGUAUUCAGUGCCAGGUCUACUAGCUGUCCUUGACAUUACAGCAAUGGGGUGCAAAAGUCAAGGUUAAGAAACACCACCUUCAUAUUAAAAUUAAAUAAACUUGUUGUCAAUGUAUGCAUCAAUAUGUUAUCUGUUCUAAAUUAGUAAAUGCCCUCUUGUGUUGGAAUGCACAAUCAUUUGGCAAAAACACGUUUAGUACUUGAUCAUCUACAGAGUUUGAACAUAUGUGAGCACCCUCUGUUGUGAACAUCAGUAUAGGAGAAGCAAGCAACAUUUGACACAUUUUCCAAUAUGAUUAUUGCAUGGCAUGUCUAAUAAAAAAAAUCCUCCUUUUUAAAGGGGAAGUUCACAUUGACAAAAACAUUCUCAAAAUACAAGAAAAAAAAUAUCGGUUAAGGUUUUAGGAAAAUCCAUCAAACAUUAAGAAAGUUAUUAGAAUUUCAAGUUUUUGAUUUGUGACAUCUUGAAAAAUCAGGUGCCCCAUGUGAUAUAAAUAUAAAAUGCAUUAAUUUCUAUUUUUUAACGGUCCUUAAUGACUGAAUUAAUUUUUUCUUGCAGUAGCUGAUGUGAAAUGAUUUUUCUGUUGAUAUACUGAAGGUACAAUAAAAAACAUUUGCAUUUUUUAAGAAAAUGACAUUUCAAUUUUCAUUGAUUUUUUUUUAAAUUUAUGAUACAUACAUGUAGAAAGCUGCAUGCAUAUGACAUCACAUAUCAAAAAAAAAAUACUUCUAAUAACUUAAUCUUUGAUGGAUUUUCCUCAAUCCUUUAAUAUUUUUAUUAUUUUUUCUUCUUUUUAUACAAUAAACUACUUGUCAGGGUGAACUUCUCCUUAAACAUAUACAUGUAUCAUGAUGUAUGUCAAAAUGUUGUUAAUGUCUCAAACAAUUAGUAUUGUCUAUAGACCCUUCAUUAUUAGAAAAUUACUUUUGUUUAACUGUUUUCUCAAAAUUUAAAAGUCACCACCUACAUGUACCAACUACUGCAAGGAUUGCAAAUACAAAUCUGACUGGGAGUACAGUUGUAUUAUU
Messenger RNA from Lytechinus pictus (painted urchin), 3342 nucleotides. RefSeq lists its product as uncharacterized. The transcript has 3 exons. The record is from RefSeq and is a predicted model, not a curated record. Bases 55 to 939 code for a protein of 294 amino acids. NCBI's taxonomy places the organism in Eukaryota, Metazoa, Echinodermata, Echinoidea, Temnopleuroida, Toxopneustidae.